GUUAGAACCAAGCAGCAGCCAGAGAACCUACAUGCCAAAGUUGGAAGCCUCUCAGCUGCAGCAACCAGUCCAGGCUUCUGCUAUGGAGAACAGGAAACAAGAACCAGUCAGCCGCUGGAAACCCUUUAUGUCAAAGUGGGGAGUCUCUCAGAAGGUGCAGCCACCUGUCCGUGAGCCUGUCAGGGAGACUGAAGAAAGAGGAAGAGGCAAAUUCCGGAAUUUCUUCAGGCCAACACCGGGAGGUUACAAGGAGAAUCCAAACGAUAUCAGAAUUGUUCUGAUUGGGAAGACUGGCAGUGGAAAGAGCUCAUCAGCAAACACCAUCCUGGGAAGAAAAACGUUUGAAGCCAAAUCAAGUCAAAAAUCUGUCACUAAGCAAUGUGCAAAGGAGAAGACUGAAAUAGACGGUCGUUCUGUUUUUGUGGUUGAUACACCUGGCAUUUUUGACAACAGUCUGAGUCCUGCAGAGAUUCAGGAGGAGUUGCUGGGGUGUAUCAACUAUGUGGCUCCAGGACCACAUGUCUUCCUGCUGGUAAUACGGAUCGGCAGAUUCACACCAGAGGAGAAGGAGACCUUAGGCAUAAUUAAGAACAUCUUUGGGGAGAAUUCAGAAAAGUUCACCAUUGUUCUGUUAACUGGAGGAGAUUCAUUGGAGCGAGAUGGCCAAGCUGUCGAAGAGUACAUCAAAAAUGAAAGUGAUGAUUCUUUCAAGCAGCUGAUUGCUAACUGUGGAGGAAGGUACCAUGUGUUUAAAAAUGGUGACAUAGAAAACCGUGCUCAGGUGAGAGAGCUGAUCGGAAAGAUCGACACCAUGGUGAAAGUGAAUGGAGGCAAGUGUUUCACCAAUGAGAUGCUGCAGAAGGCUGAAGCUGUAAUACAGAACAAAAUGGAGAAUAUUCUAAAAGACAGAGAAGAAGAAAUUAAGAAGAGAAUGGAAGAAAUCGAAAAAAAACACAAAGCGGAAAGAGAAGCCAUACAAAGAAGACUUGAAAAAGAGAAAGAAGAAAUUGAGCAUCAGAAAAAAAUUCUGCAGGAAAAGGAGGAAAAAAUAUCAAGAGCAAUUGAGCAGGGAACAAAAGAGCAGGAAUUUAAAGAGGAAGAAGAGAGACAGAGGGCCAUAGAAGAACAAAGGAAAAAAAUAGAGUUGAUGGAAGAGAUGGUAGCUUUGGAGAAAACAAUGAUGAUGUCACAAUUAACAGAUAAAGUUCCUGACAAAUCACUGGAGAUAAAGAGACGAGAACUUGAACAGAAACAGAAGCUGAUGGAGAAGGAACAACAAGAGUGGUGGGAAAAGAGACGACAGGAAGAUAAACAGAGACAGCUGAGGGAGGAUAUGAGAAUAGAUAAACUUAAAAAAGAAUCUGACAACUUUAAAAUGAUUGAAAAAAAUCUAAGAGAAAAGCAUGAAAAGAAGCUCAGAGAACUGGAGGAGAAGUACCAGAAAAAAGAGGAAGACACAAAGAAAAGAUUCUUAGAAGAAGUUAGAAGAGAAGCAGAAAAGAGAGGAAAGUUAAAACCUUUUGAUCCUGUCAUGCUAUUCCUUAAACAUAUAGAAAAAACAUGCAAACAGAUGUAAUGAUUCACUCCUGUGUAAACUUAGUGAUACAUACGUUAGCUUUAUAUAAAAACAGUAAAAAUGAGGCAAAAAAUCUCAUGUUUGUUUAUUUUUCAAAGAAUUAUUAUCUUAGACUCUAAUCUUCAUAAAAGUUUGAUGUAACAUUGGUAGUUCAGUUACAGAGCAGGUCUGCCAUGGAGGCUGUAGGCCUUAAUUCAGUUGUUCAGGGUUUGACUCCUGACACCAGGACACUUCCUGCAGGUCCUCCAUCUCUCUGCUCUCCACCUGUUGAGCUACAGAUUAAUAAAUACAUUUAGUGACUGUGUCGUGAACCUGGUGAUACUAAACCUAAAUCAUAAAAAACUAAUUAAGUAUAUGGAGUUACGGAUUUCUUUCAUAACAGUAAGUAAUUAAUAUCAGCAUUUUUUAAAUGUGUAUAGUUCAGUGUCUUUGAGAUUUAUCUGCCUUUUACUUUCUUGUAAAUAAAACACAAUAUUGGAGCAUUUAAAAAAGACUGACCCUGAUACAUACACAAGCAUUGCAUGGUUUAUAACUAUAAAGUGCUAAUCAAGAAUCAAUUAUCAUUAAAUAUUUAGAACAUUUUGAAAAAUUCAAAUGCAUCAUAUAUCAUUUUAAUUGUGUUAUUCUGUUAAAGCCUUUAAGCUGCAUCUGUUGUCACUGUAUGAAGCUGAGCUAAAACCGGCUGAACAAAUGAUCUCCCUGUGAACAAAUGUGUUUCAAAGAACUAAAAUAAUUUAUCUUGUUUUGCUGUGGUAUAGGAACGUUUCCUGAAAGACACUCAUCUAAUUGCUGUUUCACAAAAAACAAGAUAGAGGAUUAGCCAGGAUAUCCUAGAUAUCCUAAUUCAGCCAGGAUAUCUGGAAUUUUCCAGAUAUCCUGGCUGAAUUAGGCCUCAGUAAGUCGCAGCACAUAAGUUACCAUGGUUUCUUCUGUGCAGUUAGCCUGCUCCAGACCAGGCUAAAAGCCAGGUUUAGUUAAUCCUGGUGCUUUCUGAUAUGAGGAAUUGCUGCAAAGCCAUCAGCA
Molecule: messenger RNA, 2599 nt
Organism: Fundulus heteroclitus (mummichog)
Lineage: Eukaryota; Metazoa; Chordata; Actinopteri; Cyprinodontiformes; Fundulidae
Product: GTPase IMAP family member 9-like
Exons: 4
Coding region: 32-1576 (514 amino acids)
Molecular function (GO): GTP binding
Source: RefSeq, a predicted model, not a curated record